UUAAACCUUGUGUGCUCUUUAAUUCCCCAAUUUCGCUUCCAGAACAUUAGAAAAUAUUGUUAUAAAUGGUCUCAUUGUCAAUAAUAUCCCUGAAAAUUUUGGUUUAGUGUGAUCUAGAUAUCCAACCUCACUUAGAGGGAUAAGGGUUUUGCUGUCGUUGUUGUUGUUGUAUGCAUUUUCACUUCCUCUUAUUGUUCUGAUUGUUAAAAUUAUUAUGUUCUUAGUGGUGUGAGAGUCCUGAGAAUUUCUGGAAUAGGAGGGUUUCAAAUUGUUUAAUGCCUCUUUGAUGAUGAAUUAUCGCCCCUCAAAACUCACAAUUCUUUUAUACAGUUAUCAUCAUUAUUAAACCUUGUGAGGUCUUAGUCCCUUCAUUUUUGUUUAUGUAUGUUAGUAAAAAGGAUUGCCCAGAAUUGCAACUUGUGUUCCGCACGUUGUAUCCCCCUCAUUAUAGUUAUUUUCUGCAAGUUCUAUUUUUCUGCUAUAUUGACAAGGUAUUAAAUAUAUAGAGAUAGAUGUAUCCCCAAGUUCACUAGAUCUUAAACAAACUUCUUUUCAUAAUCAGGGUUCAUGGAUUAUGGUUAUGGAUAGUAUAUUUUGAAUGAUUGGAUCAUUUCAUUUCUAUAUAAAUGAAACAGUGCCUUUAUUUAUCGAAAAUUUUAGUGAGGGUUUAGCUUUUCAGUUUUCUGCACUGCUUUUUUUCGUUCUUGCUAUCACACCAAACUGUCAUUUAUUACUCAUGAAACAACCUUUGUGUUUGAUUCUGAACUGGGAUGAUUGCUUUUGUAGCUAUACUGGUCUUUAUUGAAUGUAAGUUAAAUUGAUUGCAGAUAAUACAAGAGUAUGCAUUGAUAAAUCUGCUGUUCAUGUGGCUUUCUGAAAUCUGAUCAUGUUAAUGGUUAUAAAAUCUGAGGCAAUGUGAAGGCCAUAGGAUCGUGACUCAUUUGUUUUAAAUUUUAAUGGAUAUUGUCAGUUAUGUAUGAAGUUUAAGGAUAAUGGGGCGAAAAGCUGGCGGACUUUAUAUCAACCCUAAGAGAUUUGGUCAACUUCAUAAACCUUGCAUGAAGGAAAUGACAAUGUUUCUCAACUGUAUGGCUACAUGCAAUAGUGACAUUAAUGCAUGUGCUCAGCAGAAGGAACUAUUAAAUGCCUGUAUCGAUUCGCAGAGUAAAAAGAAAAGAAACUCUUGGGGGAGCAUCAAUUAUCAGCUGCAGAGGCUUAGCCGAGGAAGGAAGUAGUUUGAGAUUUUCAGAUAUGAAUGAUUUUUACAAUUCAAGUUUGUUAUUUGGAAAGUUUAGCCUGUUACAGUACCACUUUGGUUGUCCAGCUAAGAUGACCUGAUAGUAACUUGUAUUCUCUCUUGAAAUAUCCUGAUAAUUCUUGAGGCUUUCGUUAUCUUAACCAUUUAACUAAGUUGAUAGAUUUGGUGGAAUUAUGUUGAAGAAUACGAAUGUAAUUUCUUUUUUGUAUUAAUUAAAGCUUUAAUAUGCUAUAUAUUUGAACAUGCUUGUGAUA
Molecule: messenger RNA, 1512 nt
Organism: Lotus japonicus
Lineage: Eukaryota; Viridiplantae; Streptophyta; Magnoliopsida; Fabales; Fabaceae
Exons: 3
Coding region: 993-1235 (80 amino acids)
Biological process (GO): mitochondrial translation
Molecular function (GO): structural constituent of ribosome
Source: RefSeq, a predicted model, not a curated record